AUGGAACCACUCUCUCCAAAGCAAAAUAUAUGUGAUAAUAACGAUAAUAGCAAUAUUGAAAUUCAAAAGUCAGAGAUAAACUUUAUUUUUAUAAAGGAAACAUAUUAUCAAGAAACUCAAAAAAGCACUUUUUCUACACAUUUCAGUCAAAAUGUUAAUCUAUUAGGUGAUGUCAUAACAUAUGAAGCUCUUUUGGAAGAGGCAAAAAAAACUUUAGACGAAGAAAGUAAGAAAAAAACAGAAUACAAUGAAUCUCAUAAUUUACAAUUAGCAAUACCCGUCGAUAAAGAUCAAUAUGAUGCAUUAUUCUCACACCCAAAGUCUAAAGGAAUCUUGGAUGGCAAAUCUCCAGUCUACUACAAAAUACCAAAAACAUUCGCCGACAAACAAACUUUCUCGUUAGUUAAUGGAUUUAUAAAUCUCAUUGAAAAUAGAUCUGUGUUGGGUAACCAAUUACACUCACAUCCAAACAUUCAUCCAUUCAAUAACAUAUUAACAACAAAAAUCGCUUUUAAUGUGCCAGAUAAAGAUAUAAAAAAUUACAUAGAAUCCACGGGUUGCACCCCAAAGUUACCCCAAAGAUGCAUAUCAACAAAAGAAUUACAUUUUAUUUUCCAAGGAGGAAUUUAA
Messenger RNA from Heterostelium album PN500, 630 nucleotides. RefSeq lists its product as uncharacterized. The record is from RefSeq and is a predicted model, not a curated record. The transcript has 2 exons. NCBI's taxonomy places the organism in Eukaryota, Evosea, Eumycetozoa, Acytosteliales, Acytosteliaceae. The coding region runs from base 1 to 630 and encodes 209 amino acids.